AGUCGCUGCUGCUCUAGCACUUUUACUUUCACAGUUCAAGAACAUCCGCUUUGCCAAUUCAUUGCUCGAUCGGUUCUGUUCUGUUCUGCACCCACGAAUUUCCAAGAAUGGCGCUCCCUUGCCCAGCAAUGGGUAGCGACGGGGUCGUUUUCAGGACCCUAUCGGGAGUGUUCGACAUCACCGACUCCGCCCUCUCCGUCGCUGAUCCCCGCUGCCAACGCAAGAACAAGAAGGGGAAGAAGUACUCUGCUGCUCCUGUUCAGCCGACUACGACUAAGAACGCGAAACAAAUUUCCGCCAAUUGGGAUCGCCGUCGGGUCAAUAGUGAGGUCAAAGUGCUUCCGCCCUCGAAUUCCGAUGUGAUUGUUGUAGCAGAAUCAGGACGCAAUCCGCCGCCGGAAUCUUCGUUGGAGAAGGAGGAGGAGAAAAUCGAUGGUGGAUGCCGCAUUCCAGGGCUCGCGAUGGAAGAAGCAGGAUCGGGAGGCACCGCGUCCCUGCCGCGGAAAGCAACGAGCGGUUUCGUAAUGGACGACAGGAGAAGAAGACUUGUGGAGAUGGCUAAUCGUUACCUGCGAAAGCACCGACCGUCGGAUGAUGCGUGGUACGGCGGCGGCGACGACGAAAGUCCGACAAAGAGGCAGAGGCUUGACAACUAAAGCGUCUACUACUACCCACAACUACGAACAACACCAGGAGAUUUGUGCUGUUAUUGUUUCUCUUUUUUUAGUUGAGGGAAGAAGAUGUGCAAACUGACUGAAAUUGAUUAUUUCGUUCAUUUGGGUUCAUAAAACUAAAAGUAAAGUCCUUUUUCGUAU
This is a messenger RNA of Linum trigynum, 815 nucleotides long. Lineage: Eukaryota; Viridiplantae; Streptophyta; Magnoliopsida; Malpighiales; Linaceae. The record is from the annotation of a GenBank genome assembly.